AUGUCUUCAUCCGGAUCCUCCAACGAGUCUUCGGCGUUUCAUGACACAGAGAUUAUCACCGCAGACGACAGUUACUCGGAUUGGGAGGUGAUCACAAACAGAUCCGAGUCAAAGUCGCCAGAACCAGGCGAACCUCCUCAAAGCCCUUUGCACGCAGUAACUCUCGCACUUGCCGAGAUCAGAAGGCUGUUUGCAGACCCGGUAACAGACUCUCCGCUACCAUGCGAACCUGCCGAACCAUACGACGAGCCAACGGAAUCCCCCGAGGUAAUCAAGAAGCUACGCAAAGAAUCCAAACCAACAAUGGAAGAAUUUGACGAGUCAAUCGAGCAUUCUGCAGCUCCUGGUAUGCGAAACCCGACAAGCUCGGUGGAUUCCAUCGGGGAAUCCGCGGGAGUCAAGUUGGUAGAGUCGGAACUGUUCAACAUCCGGAAAUCACACAUUCGUAAGGCCAUAAAAGAAUUGGAGAUGGUAAAUUCUUCUAUGCUAGCUACCAUCACACGCGGAGAUCUAGAUGACCCGAGAGCCGAUGAUAAGCCUAAGCUGGCUAGGAAAAAAAGGCAGCGUCGGCAUUCAUCUACGAAAAGGAAACCGAAUACUGCAGAAUCUUCAACGUCCCGCAAUUUAGAGGAAUUUUUUCCCUGCCCGAGUCAAGCUGAUCAGCAUGAGCCUUUCCCUGCUUUUACAAUUCCAGCCCCCGGGUCCCCACCGCAUUUCGCACCGCCUAGCAACUCAAUAGCCUGUAGGUUUCGGGCAGUAGGUUUGUACUAUGACCCUGAACCUAAGCCAGAAGAAGACUCUUGA
This is a messenger RNA of Morchella importuna, 804 nucleotides long. RefSeq lists its product as uncharacterized. The transcript has a single exon. The coding region runs from base 1 to 804 and encodes 267 amino acids. The record is from RefSeq and is a predicted model, not a curated record. Lineage: Eukaryota; Fungi; Ascomycota; Pezizomycetes; Pezizales; Morchellaceae.